Messenger RNA from Trifolium pratense (red clover), 1079 nucleotides. RefSeq names its product ras-related protein RABA2a. The transcript is spliced from 2 exons. Gene Ontology annotation, cellular component: endosome. The coding region runs from base 118 to 774 and encodes 218 amino acids. The record is from RefSeq and is a predicted model, not a curated record. Lineage: Eukaryota; Viridiplantae; Streptophyta; Magnoliopsida; Fabales; Fabaceae. Gene Ontology annotation, molecular function: GTP binding; GTPase activity.
GUAGAAAGAAAGAAAGAAAAGAAGAAAAAAAUGAUUGUAUAAAAAAGAAAUGAAGGAGAGAAAGAGUGAAAAGAAAAAGAAAAAGAAAAAGAAGAGAGAGUGAGUUGAAAAAGAAAGAUGAGUCGUAGAGGAGGAGAGGAAGAAUACGAUUAUCUGUUCAAGGUAGUACUUAUCGGCGAUUCAGGCGUCGGUAAAUCGAAUCUUCUAUCCAGAUUCACUCGCAACGAAUUUUGUCUUGAGUCCAAGUCCACUAUUGGCGUCGAAUUCGCAACUCGUACCCUUCAGGUUGAGGGAAAAACUGUCAAAGCUCAGAUAUGGGAUACUGCCGGACAGGAACGCUACAGGGCCAUCACCAGUGCCUACUACCGUGGUGCCCUAGGUGCUCUUCUCGUCUAUGAUGUCACCAAACCCACUACUUUCGACAAUGUCCAAAGAUGGCUAAAGGAACUCAGGGACCAUGCCGAUGCUAACAUUGUCAUCAUGUUGAUUGGCAACAAAACUGAUCUCAAGCAUCUCCGCGCUGUUGCCACAGAGGAUGCUCAGAGUUAUGCCGAGAAGGAAGGCCUUUCUUUCAUUGAGACUUCUGCUCUCGAAGCAACCAAUGUGGAGAAGGCUUUCCAAACAAUCCUUGGAGAGAUAUACCGCAUAAUCAGUAAGAAAUCACUGUCUUCCAAUGAACCUGCUGCUGCUGCUGCCAAUAUUAAAGAAGGCAAGACCAUCACCGUUGGGGGAUCCGAAACCACCAAUACAACCAAGCCCUGCUGUACAUCUUGAGAACUUCUUCAUCCGGGACUAGGGACGGAGAGAGAGUUUAUAUUGUUAUUGUUAUAGAUAUAGUAUUACUUUGUUUUUCAUUCUAUGCUGCUCUGCUCACUAUCAGGAUCAGCAUUGUUCAUUUUGUUUUUGUUUCUUAUAAUUCUUUUUCAACUUUGUUUUCCUUUCUUAUAAGGAUUUAUUUAUCAUCAUUUCCUAUGCCAGUGUAUGAUAUGUGUGGUGAGUAAUUAGCUCUACUUUCAAUUCCUCCUAAGGUUCUAAAACACUGUUAUGUUUUGUUCAUCUUUUUACCGGGUUCGCUUGCA